AUGUUCUCCUUCGCCAUAGUCAGCGUCUGCGUGCUUCUCAGCGGACUAUGGCUCCUGUCACGGAACGCGCGUGGCAACAUAAAGCCCCUUCCACCGGGGCCCAAAGCGCUUCCUAUCAUAGGCAACCUGCAUCAAAUGCCAUUGAAGGACCCGUGGCUGAAGUAUCGUGAAUGGCAUCAGACCUACGGCCCUAUUAUCAGCCUCAAGAUUGGCCUUCGGACAUUCAUCUCCAUUGGCUCGCACGAGGUCGCCCGCGACCUUCUCACUAAGAAGAGCGGCAUCUAUAGCUCAAGACCGCGCUUCAUCAUUACCGGCGAAUGCGCCUUUCGGGACCUCAACACCGCGAUGAUCCCGUACGGACCGCAGUGGCGUACACAUCACCGCAUUCAGUCAACAUUCUUGAAGCCAAAGUACACCACGCACUACGGGCCCAUCCAGGAUCUGGAGAGUAAGCAUCUCAUCCAUGAACUUCUCCCCACCAGUGAGAAGAAUGCGGGUGGCAAGCGCUCUGUGGGGAUGAAGGAUAAACCUGAACAAGAUUUUCCCUCUCUGUUCCUGCGAUACGCCUACAGCAUCAAUUCCACCCUCGCCUACGGUCAACGUGUCGAAGACAUCCUCUCCCCGUCAAUGGUGGAGCUGUCCAGUGUGUCUAAAGCCAUCGCCCAGAUCUCUGCCACAACGAUGGGUGGUCUCGUCGAGAUUUAUCCCUUCCUGAAGCACCUGCCCGAAUGCGCCGCACCCUGGAAGAAAAGCGCGCGGAAAGCCUACGAGCGUGCCUUGCCUCUUUACGAGGAGAACAUCCGGCAAGCCACGGCCUCGCCGGCCUGGAACUGGACCCAGGGAGGGUUGGCCAUGAAAGAAGGUCAGAGCAUCUCCAGCGAAGAGUUUGCCAAUGUUCUCGGUUUCGUCUUCGAUGCAGGGAGUGAGACUGUUUGCGGUGCCCUCGAGAUGUUUGUGCUCGCUGCGGUAACCUAUCCCGCUGUCAUGCAAAAAGCGCAGACGGAAAUUCAUCAGGUAGUGGGCGAUAGGCGGCUCCCAGCCAUGGAGGACCUGGUCAACUUGCCAUAUACCUGCGCCCUAGCGACGGAAUCGCUGCGCUGGCGGCCUCUGGUGCCCCUAGGCUUUCCGCAUGCGCUUAUGGAGGAGGACGAGUACAUGGGAUACCGGAUUCCCAAGGGAGCCACAGUACUACCCUGUCACUGGGCGAUGGAUUUGGAUGAAACCAUCUUUGAGAAACCCACCGAGUUUAUUCCCGAGCGCUGGCUGGAAAAUAAGGAUCUACCGCUAGCAGCAUUUGGGUUUGGUCGUCGAGGAUGUCCAGGGCGCUUCGUCGCUAAGGACUCCAUGUGCAUGGCCAUUGCGCGCAUGUUGUGGACGUUCGACAUUGUUGCCCCGGCCCAGGUAGACACCUGGAAGCUGAAGCAGGGAGCGCUUACGCCCCCGGAGCACUUCGUCGCUAGAUUUCAACUUCGGAGCCCAGAGCGGAGAGACGUUUUUGAGGCAGAGUGGAAUCGCACGGAAAAGAGCCCAGAAAAGGUGAUGGACACAAUCAAAUCUCUGGCCGGGUAG
Molecule: messenger RNA, 1569 nt
Organism: Penicillium oxalicum
Lineage: Eukaryota; Fungi; Ascomycota; Eurotiomycetes; Eurotiales; Aspergillaceae
Product: cytochrome P450
Exons: 1
Coding region: 1-1569 (522 amino acids)
Molecular function (GO): oxidoreductase activity, acting on paired donors, with incorporation or reduction of molecular oxygen; heme binding; monooxygenase activity
Source: RefSeq, a predicted model, not a curated record